AUGCCUCAAGAGGGCGCGCAACAUUCCAACUCUAUCGAGUGCCAUGACUCCCACCCCUCCGAAGUUCGGGAUAAACAGCACGAGCCCCUUACUAUUCCACUAAUUCGUGUUGAAUCCUCGCAUAACCCGGCCAAUCAAGAGGGCAGGAUCCUAUUAGCCCUAUCCGAUAUUAAAGAUGGCCGUAUCAAAUCUAUUCGCGCAGCAGCAAAGCUAUACGAUAUACCGCGUUCUACCUUGCAGACGCGUGCCCAUGGCCAAAUCUCACGCGCUGAUAAACGCCCAUCAGGCCAUAAAUUAACUCAAUACGAAGAAGAUUCGCUUACUAAGCCGUCUACUGUUCGAGAGAUAGCCAAUAUCCUUCUUACAGCGCGUGGAACAACCCCUCCAUUAACCGUUGGCGUUAAUUGGGCAUCAACGUUCGUUAAUCGACGCGAUAAGCUUCAAUCACGCUAUUCUAAACGAUAUGAUUAUCAGCGCGCUCUUAAUGAGGAUCCAAAGGUUAUACGAGAGUGGUUUUUGACGGUACAACGCGUGGUUGAUGAGAACGGUAUCCAACCAGAGGAUAUUUAUAACUUCGAUGAGACUGGUUUCGCAAUAGGCCUUAUUUCUGCGCAGAAGGUUAUUACUCGAAGAGAUUUAUACGGUCGGCGGCCUCUUUUACAGCCAGGAAAUCGUGAAUGGGUUACUGCGAUCGAAACGACAUGCGCUGAUGGCUAUUCACUACCGCCGUGUAUCAUAUUCAAAGGCCAGGUCUAUAUCGCUGGUUGGUUUGAAUCGUUAAAUUUUCCUCCGAAUUCGCGCAUUGAGGUAUCGAAUAACGGCUGGACAACUGAUGAAAUUGGCCUACGCUGGCUCCAAAAGUUAUUUAUUCCACUUACGAACUCGCGCGUACGAGGGCGAUUUCGGCUAUUAAUCCUUGACGGGCAUGGUAGCCACCUAACACCUCAAUUCGAUCGAAUCUGCGCUGAAAACGAUAUUAUACCGCUCUGUAUGCCUUCGCAUUCGUCACAUCUACUACAGCCGCUCGAUGUUGGGUGUUUUGCUGUGCUUAAACGCGCGUACGGUCGCUUCGUGAGCGAUUUAGCCCGGACUGGCUAUAAUCAUAUCGACAAGCUUGAUUUUCUAGCAGAUUAUCCUCGUGCACGGCUAGAAGCUUUCCAGCCAAAUAUUAUUCAGAGCAGCUUCGCAGCUACUGGUAUCGUACCAGUUAAUGCUGAUAGAGUGCUUUCUAAGCUUAAUAUCUCUAUCCGAACGCCUUCACCACUAUCAAGCCGACCAAGCAGCAGAUCUAGCCAAUUCACACCAAAAACGCCUAAGACAGCGAUUCAGCUAGAAAAGCAAGCUUCUAUGCUUAAAGAGCUUCUAAAACAGCGAUCGCAUAGCCCGCCUACACCGUCAAAGCGCAUGCUCGAUCAAAUUAUCAAGGGUCAUGCAAAAGCCCUACACCAUACUGCGCUACUAGUAAAGGAGAACGCUGAUCUACGCGCAGCGAAUGAAAAGAAACGUCAAAAGCGCACUCGAUCGACUAGGCAGAUUGCUCACGAAGAGGGCCUAUCAUUCGAAGAGGGCCUACAGCUAGUUCAACAGCAGAUUGAGCCUAUGGAAGCUGAUAGGGUAGUAUCGCAUGAACAGGUUGAUCUGCCUCAGCAGCCAAUUCAACCGGCUAGGAGGGCUCCUCCUACAUGCAGUGGAUGCGGAGUGACAGGGCAUAAGAUUAAUCAAUGUAAAAAUCGCCUAGUUCAGAAUGAAUUAAUGCGUUGUUGUUGA
This is a messenger RNA of Penicillium brasilianum, 1767 nucleotides long. Lineage: Eukaryota; Fungi; Ascomycota; Eurotiomycetes; Eurotiales; Aspergillaceae. The record is from the annotation of a GenBank genome assembly.